This is a messenger RNA of Suillus bovinus, 1779 nucleotides long. RefSeq lists its product as uncharacterized. The coding region runs from base 1 to 1779 and encodes 592 amino acids. The transcript is spliced from 5 exons. The record is from RefSeq and is a predicted model, not a curated record. NCBI's taxonomy places the organism in Eukaryota, Fungi, Basidiomycota, Agaricomycetes, Boletales, Suillaceae.
AUGGAAAUGAAUCAAGCGGCGCACAUCAUCUUCGAAUGUGCGAUUUUUACCUCCUUCUUCUUGACCACCACCUGGAGGCCAAGUGGACGUGGCUCACAGCGCAAGGGAAAAGCUGUCGUCCCUAAGCCAGCCAGGGGAUCAGGCCUUAAUCCAUCUGGUUUGCCAGUCGCUGACCAACUCAAUCUCCCCGCAGAACGACCUCAAAUGUCAGCAUUUGAUUUUGAUCCCUAUGAGCAGACUGUACCAGGGUGGCCAGGUGCGCUGCAACAGGCCUAUGAUGACACUCAAGGCCAGUCAUCGUAUGGCUCAUUUGAAGGCGGGCAGGAGCAGGGACCUUCAUUUUACUCACAGGGCCUGUCGUCGUUUGGAGAUGGGCAGGAGCAGGGGCCGUCGUUUUACUCGCAGGGCGCAACAUCAUUCGGAGAUGCACAGGGCCCGUUGUCAUUUGGAGAUGGGCAGGAGCAGGGCUCGUCAUCAUUUGGAGAUGGGCAGGAGCAGGGGCCAUUGUUUUACUCGCAGGGCGCAACAUUGUUUGGAGAUGCACAGGGCCCAUUGUCGUUUGGAAACAUGCAGGAGCAGGAGCAGCAAUUUUGCGGAGACUCACAGGGCGCGUCUUCACACACUGAUGGACAGGACUACUACAAUGUCCGAGAUGCCCCACUCGACGCAGGUCCUUCCAACUACCGACAAGGCAUCGCGCCUGUGUCUCGAUGGGUCGAGGGUGCCCCUGAUGGAGGUAUCAGUAUCGUAGAUCGAGGCGACGGUCUGAUUCCUCCAGCUUCAGAUCUGUCAAUGAUCCGUCGCAGGGAAAUACCUACCUCUGAAGUAGUACAUUAUGCAAGGACAACAACGACAUGCACACUCAGACACACCAACAUGCCUGCAACACCGUAUGUCGCACCACAAACAGCCACUAUUGCUACCGGAGUGCAAGAACCCAGUCUUGUCGCUGAGCCGCACGAUACGCCCAGUGACUCCGGACACGGAACGACGAAAUCACUGCCUAAAAAUCGCAUUCGUUUGACGCCGGAGGUGAUUAAACAGACGCUGAACGGCGCUAAAGGAAGGGUCCCACGGCUCGUAUUCUCAAAGCACGCUAUGACGUGCUCUAGAAAACGAAAGAAAAGAUUCAUCAAUGAGAUCAUCCAAGAAUCUGUCCCGAAUUUCUUCAGGCCUGAUGCGGUUUUCGAGGAGUUUAUAACCAACGCACACCGUAAGACAGUCGGCAAUACAUUAUCGGUGACACGCGGUAAAAUGGUCGACUUCGCACGUGAGGGUGUUUGCGAUGCAUUCCAAUUGUUCCCCCCGCGGGGGCACUCUUUGCCACCAGGGCGAUAUCGGACUACCAGGAUCAAUCGCUUUAUAAACGGACCUGAUCCGUUACUCUUCAUGCAUGACUUCUAUUUUGACGAGAAUGAUAAUAUAAUUGUCAUCACAAAAUUUCAGAAUCGUUUCAUCAUGAGCAAUGUCAUCCGAUUCAUCUGGUACUGGGGAUACGCGUCGUUUCUCGGUGAUUCCCCGCUCAAAUCCAUCAAGUAUAUCAUGGCCGUUUCAGGCGCAGCUACCCACUGCUCGUUGCAUGAACAAGGGAGGGAGGGAUUGAAUGUUGACCCCUUCAGUGGACAAUUCCAUCAAGCCAAGUUCGAAGAAAUACUGAGGGCGAUUGAUAAUCUCACUCCUGCAGAGAAGGCCGAGUUUGAACAAUAUCUGCAGUACAUAUUAGAUAUUGGACCAUCGCAGACACGAGACAACAGCUCGUCGUCAUCUGACUUGGAUUAG